AUGGUGGCCGUCCACGAAAAAGAAAUCACCCAUAGAUCUGCUACCGCAGAAGGAAAAAUAAAGUUUAGCAACAGAGAUUCCAUCAAAUUAAUCAUCUCCAAUAGCAACAAGAAGGGCGAUGUGUUGUCAAUUGCAAGAAUAGCAGGCAUAAUGGCGGUGAAAAAAACUGCUGAAUUAGUGCCAUUAUGCCAUCCCAUCGCAAUCACAGGAAUCACUGUUGAUCUUGCCCUGAACGAGCAAGAAAAUCACAUUUCGGUCCAGUGUACAGUCCAAUGUGAUGGGAAGACUGGAGUCGAAAUGGAAGCGCUAACAGGCACCACUGUGACUCUGCUCACUGUGUACGAUAUGUGCAAAGCUGUUGACAAGUUGAUGGAAAUAGAUGGUUGUCAAGUUGUGAAGAAAUCAGGUGGUAAGAGUGGAGACUGGGAAAUCUCUGGAAGAUGA
Molecule: messenger RNA, 444 nt
Organism: Ogataea philodendri
Lineage: Eukaryota; Fungi; Ascomycota; Pichiomycetes; Pichiales; Pichiaceae
Exons: 1
Coding region: 1-444 (147 amino acids)
Biological process (GO): Mo-molybdopterin cofactor biosynthetic process
Source: RefSeq, a predicted model, not a curated record